Caenorhabditis sp. 36 PRJEB53466 is the source of this 1303-nucleotide messenger RNA. The record is from the annotation of a GenBank genome assembly. NCBI's taxonomy places the organism in Eukaryota, Metazoa, Nematoda, Chromadorea, Rhabditida, Rhabditidae.
AUGCCGCUGAAAAAGUAUGGCAGUGCGAGAAAAGAGGUGAUUGCCGACCAGCUGAAGAAAAUUAAGCAUCUUCGGAGAAUGCAAGGCCGAGUGGUAAAGUUUUUUGCGCAUUUUCUCUAAUGGUCAUGAGUUUCACAGAGCCAGAAGCUGAAAUUGAAGGGUCUGUGCGAGAAAACUUUGCCGCUUUUGAUGGAAACUUGCAAAGAGAGCCCGAAAUGGAUUGGGAGCCGCCGACUGCCGAGCAAAUGAGCGAAUCAACGCGGUCAGUGAAAAUUUAUUUCAAAUUCACCUAUUUUUCGUGUUUCAGGCUGGUCAAGUGUGUCCGAUUCAGUUCGGAUAUCGUAUUGCCAUGGCAUCGCCUGAAGAUCGCGUCAAUAUCAAAGUAAGGAGCGAAAACAAAAUCUAGUUUUUUUGUGGAUAAUGGAUGAAUUUUUUCAGAAAGAGCUGGAAGACACAAGUCUUCUCGGCAUCAAGUUCGAUUAUUCGUUAAUCAACGAAACUUUCCUCGGAAACGCCGAAGUCGAUCCAAAGAUCUAUUUGUAUUGCAUUUCUGCGCUUAUGAGUAUAGUAAGUUGUCUUGCUUGUAAUUUUAUUUUUUAAAUCUAAAUGUUUUCAGAUUGAGAUGAUUCCGGCGAGACCUGUCGACGAAAGAAAGCAGAUCGAUCCGGUAAGAAGAUCAAAACGGCUUUUCCAGAAGGUUCUUUUGUAGAAAAUCUGUCGCGCCAUGAUCAAUCCGAGUGAUCUCCAAAAGUUCCCGCCGAAAAUCAUCAGAAAUCUUGACAAUUCCGGCUCGAUUAACGUCAAUCAAGCGAUGGCUUCUUUCGGAUAUCAAGGAAACACUCUCCAAUCGCUCAUCAAGGGAAUCGCCCGUCAAUGGCUGAAAGUGGUGAGCUACAAGUGAAAGAGCACCGCGUACAAAUUGAUGAUAUUUCAGGCCAUCGAAGAUCCAAACCAAUGGAAACUCUACAGUACCUCCCUGUUCCCGCAGAGAGGCCACCGCAAGUUCCCGCCGCAUCUCACAAAUGCCCCGUGCUGUUCGUUUUCCCAUCCGUUUCUAGAUGAAACUUUUUCAAAUUUCAGCUCUGAUCGUGGAUGUGAUUGUGGUCGAAGACGCUGAGAACACUCCGAGGCUCGCCGACACGAUCUAUACUCUCUUCCGCGAUCACAUCGGAUCACUAUUGUACUUUUACUCGAAUCUCACUUUCAUUUUUCAUUAUUAUCAUUCAGCAAUCAAGCUCGUGUCCGAAAGAGGAAUGAACGAGGAAUGAAACAGGAGCCGAGCGCCGAAAACAGCCACGAAUGA